This is a messenger RNA of Alternaria ventricosa, 1407 nucleotides long. RefSeq lists its product as uncharacterized. The record is from RefSeq and is a predicted model, not a curated record. The coding region runs from base 1 to 1407 and encodes 468 amino acids. The transcript has a single exon. NCBI's taxonomy places the organism in Eukaryota, Fungi, Ascomycota, Dothideomycetes, Pleosporales, Pleosporaceae.
AUGGCCAACUCCCGUAACAAGAGGACUACGCCUUCGGCAUCACAAAAUUUGAACGACGUCGUCGACAAGUACGCGUCACCGCCUAUGGGGUCAUCACUACCAGAAUACUCGCGACGGUCAUAUGAUCCUGUUCUGAGCCGUCAUGGGCACGGUGAUGUCAGCAUGUCUUCCUCGCCAUCGCCAUACCCUCUUUCAGAGCGCAGGAGAGCCAACCUCCAACAAUCAACAUCCACGCAUUCAGGCUAUCUCGAUCGCGCCCAACUCUUCGGUCGCACACCUAUUUCUAUCCAACACAACGCACGUCGCGCCCGCCCUCCAUCCACCUCAAGUUCAAGCAUACGAAAGCGAUCGUCGCGUACCCCUACUGGCGAGUGGGCGGAAGCGGGUCUUCCUGAACCACCUAUCGAGAAGAGUAGGGUCAGCUUGGAUAAUGCUGAGGGGUUGAUUUGUACGCCUAGUGGCAUAACGACUCUUGACGUUGAGGAAGAUACACCAGGUCGCUUUUCACCCUCAGCUCAGAUACCUGCUUCUCGUAAGACUCCGCUUGCUGAAGAUGCGUUGAGGGAGCAGUUUGAGAAGGGUAGGGUAGAGCUCGCUAGGAAUCUUGCGUGGCGAGCUGGUCCGAAUGGGAAGUCGAAGUGGGCGGGGAGGGGUCUUGGUAAGCAUUGUGAGGGGUAUGUGUCUCCUAAGACGCCUUCUGUUGCUUCUGAUGGUGAGGAGAGCGAGUUUGGGUAUGUGGAUCCGGCGAGUGUCAGGGAUGUGCUUGCGCGCGUUAAGGCGAGGGAGGCGAGUGGACGUGCUAACUCGCCCUCCGAUCAUGUGCAGAGUGUGACGAGUGGAAAUGGGCCGAAAGACAGCUAUUUCGACGUCGAUGUUCCGCGCCGCAGUAAGGAUGCGCUCUUCCGCGAUUCCUCGGAUCCAGACAUGGCUUUGCCAGAAUUUCCAGAUCGCAGUGUCUUCUCGAAGUCACGUCAACCAGCCGGUCCGUCGCCCAUCAUGAAGACAUCAACUUGUCGAAAGCGCCCAUCUCCAGCUAGCGAUCGCACUGAGAUUUCGUUCUCGCCCAUCAUCACUGCUAUCGACGUGGCUCCCCAUCCAACAGGCCAGGAUCUCGAUACCACGCCCAUUACCUCCUAUCUCUCCUUCAGCACCAUCACAAUAACGAUCUCCCAGCCGCCUACGCCUCCACACAAACGCACUGGCCUAACCUUCUCCCAAGCCACAGCAAUAAUCUACGGCUGCAUGGCUAUAACAGCAUCGCACCAAGCGUUCCUCGGUCUGGGCGGAGACAUCGCCGCUAUGGACCUGAUCAUGGGUCUCUACGCGGCUUUCCUUUUUGGUCUCGCCAUCUUUGUAAUUGUACAAGUGCUGUUAGGUGCUGGACUGCGAUGGUGUAGGCGGGCAUAG